UGAAUAAUCAUUCCAGAUACAAAAACGAGUUGGGACAUAACGUAAUUGAGCUCCAUUCACACAGAAAAGAAAAAUAUCUGUGAGUAAUAUCUCAAUCCAUUAUUCUUAUUCUCUCCCUCAAUCCGAGUCUUCAACAGCUCCAAACUAUCUAAUCCUUAUCACUUCAAUUGUUCAUUAUCCAGUCGUCAACUUAAACAAAUUACAGUCUUAUUAUACUCUAAAUCUUCCAAUGUUCCCUGCCCUGUGCCUAAGUACCCCCAAAACCACACCACCAUCAGAAUCGUUAGGUAUUGGUAUAGAAAGCCAUGCAAAUUCAAAGCAUAUAGGAGUCAAUUAUAUGAUUAUUGGCCCUCUCACUGCCAAAUAUCGCCCUGUCAUUGCUAAGGCUGCUAAAGAAGACCAAAACACCAAACCGAAUAGUAUGAUUUGUGCUGACUGUGAUGGGAAUGGAGCUGUUCAAUGCUCUCAAUGCAAAGGUAAUGGAGUGAACUCUGUUGAUGUUUUCAAUGGACAGUUUAAAGCUGGUGACUCCUGUUGGCUUUGCGGAGGAAGGAAGGAGAUGUUAUGUGGAAAUUGCAACGGGGCAGGCUUUGUUGGUGGCUUCUUGAGCACUCAUGAUCAGUAGGAACAGAGUCCUUGAAUUGCUGAGAAUACUUAUUAUAUGUCUGUGCACAUAUACAUGUAUAUUAAGGCCUCGAAUACUUUCACUCUGCAGAUUUUGUAGUUGGUAUUUACUGAGUUCAUUUCAAGACUUUAGUGGUUGUUUAAAAAAAAAAGAGCUUAGUAUCAUAGUUAUCUGUCCAUUAUAGACUCUGGUAGCUGUCACAUCUCUCUGAAAUUCCUUUCAUUAAAACAAAACUCAUCAUAUUAGCUUUGGUAGUCCUUUCGAGAUUACUUAAAGUUACUCAACCCAAUGGGGGACUAUAUAUUUUAAGCACUUGGGGAAUAGGAACACCUAAGUAUAAUAGAGACAGGAAAGGGAUCCUCUUGUACAAGUCAUGCUUCAAUUUUGGGUCAGUUUCUUUUAUGAUGAUCAUCAAAUAUACAAGAUUUGAAGGUGAAAAAAAGUCAUUGUUAAGUAAAAAUGAAUAAGAUAACUCAUCAUAUUAGCUUUGGGACACUGCCUUCAAUUGUUUCUCCAAGACAUUUUCGACGAGAACUGCUGGUCUGCUUCUUGAGGAUCCUCCUGAACUUAUGAAAGCAACUCUACCAAUGAUUGAUCAAUUGCAUGGUUUUGCACAAGGAUGUUAGUAGAGUUGAGUGGAUGAGAAUAAAAGUAAAUAAAGGAAAAAAAAAUGCUAUU
Vigna radiata var. radiata (mung bean) is the source of this 1303-nucleotide messenger RNA. RefSeq lists its product as uncharacterized. The record is from RefSeq and is a predicted model, not a curated record. Gene Ontology annotation, cellular component: protein folding chaperone complex; chloroplast stroma. NCBI's taxonomy places the organism in Eukaryota, Viridiplantae, Streptophyta, Magnoliopsida, Fabales, Fabaceae. The transcript is spliced from 5 exons. The coding region runs from base 230 to 625 and encodes 131 amino acids. Gene Ontology annotation, molecular function: protein folding chaperone.